AUGGCUCUUCACCACCUAUGGAUCUUGCUCCUUUGCCUACAAACCUGUCGGCUUGGGAAGCCAAAAAUUACUCAGAGUUUAAUGACAUCUGUGAAUAGCACCUGCAAUGUCACACUGACAUGCUCUGUGGAGAAAGAAGAAAAGAAUGUGACAUACAGUUGGAGUCCACUGGGGGAAGAAGGCAAUGUCCUUCGAAUCUUCCAGACCCCUGACAACCAAGAGCUGACUUACACGUGUACAGCAUGGAACCCUGUCAGCAACAAUUCUGACUCCAUCUCUGCCCAGCAGCUCUGUGCAGACAUCGCAAUGGGCCUUCAUACUCGCCACACUGGGCUUCUGAGUGGGCUGGCUGUGCUCUCUCUGCUUGUAAUCAUUCUACCUUCAGUGAUUUUGUUCCUUUUGCACAAAAGAGGACAAGAUGCUGCCUCAAAAAAAACAAUAUACACAUACAUCACAGUUCCAAGAGACACCCAGACUGCAGAGCCCAGGAUCUAUGAUGAAAUCCCCCAGUCCAAGGUGCUCCCCACCAAGGAGGAGCCAGUGAACAUGAUUUAUUCCAUAGUGCAGUACUCUGAUAAGAUGGGGAAAACCAACACUCAGGACAGCAAACCUCCUGGGACUUCAAGCUAUGAAAUCGUGAUCUAG
Molecule: messenger RNA, 645 nt
Organism: Balaenoptera ricei (Rice's whale)
Lineage: Eukaryota; Metazoa; Chordata; Mammalia; Artiodactyla; Balaenopteridae
Gene: CD84
Product: CD84 molecule
Exons: 6
Coding region: 1-645 (214 amino acids)
Biological process (GO): positive regulation of tumor necrosis factor production; regulation of macrophage activation; positive regulation of monocyte chemotactic protein-1 production
Cellular component (GO): external side of plasma membrane
Source: RefSeq, a predicted model, not a curated record